AUGUCACGAGCAUCGAAAGGGUCUAAAACCGAAGGGAAUGCCAAACCAAAGCAACAAUUCGAGGGUGAUUCUAAAAAGAAAAAUCAAGAUGAAUCCAGAAGAAGAUCUGGAAAUGGAGAGGACGCCCGAAGAAAUCAAGGAAGAGAAAAGGUGAAGUUUCCCAGUCUAAACAUUGGACUUGGAGAACUUUUCAAGAAGAUUAAAGACUCGCUUCCAGCUCCAAAGCCGUUGCCGGUUGAAACAAAAGAUAAGAGAGACAAGAAUAAGUAUUGUGCUCAUCAAGAUCAUGGACAUAACACAGACUCUUGUCGUACACUUGCGGCUCAAGUCCAAAAAAUGAUUGAAGACGGGAAGUUGCAACAAUAUGUGAAGAAGGAUCUAGCACGGGUCAACGCUCUGGAUCUACGAGAGAUCAGAGUAAUCCAUGCAAGAGUUAAUUCAGAUUCAAGCAAGACACAUGAAAAAGUGACCCGUCUGAAGUUGCGUCACAUCCAUGACUGGCGAAUAUCGAACAAACUUGAUUACGCCAAUCUAAUUGGUACUGAAACUCUAGAAGAAGGGAAAACUGAGAUAUCUUUAUCGAACGCAGAUCUUGCUGGAGUUUAUCAGCCACAUAACGAUGCAAAUUUUAUCUUAGCUCUCAUUGGAAUGUACAAGGUACGCCGAGUUCUAGUCGAUACUGGAAGUUCAAUUAGUGUCAUAUUCUCCGGAGCGUACUCCUCAAUGAACUUGAAUGAGGGUCAAGUUGAAGCUGACAAUAAUCCGAUUAUCGGAUUCCGUGGUGAGACAUUGACAACAAUUGGAAGAUUAAGUUUUCCUACGAUUGUGGGAGGAAGAACAGUUAUGCAGUACUUCUCAUUACUAGAUUGUCGCGCACCUUAUAAUGCCAUUUUAGGACGUGAUUGGAUUCAUGCAAUGGAGGAAGUAACUUUCACUAUUCAUCAAUGUUUGAAAUUCAUUACUCCGGUAGGGGUGAUGAAGGUUAGGAGCGAUCAGGUGACAUCUCAUAAAUGUCAUGAAAGCGCAAUGGAGGAGUAUAGAAAGUCUGAAUUAAAAGGUUCAGAAAUACUCCAAGUUCGAGAAGAAAGCAUAGCAAUCACAGUGCUUCCCAACCUCUUAUCAAGGAAGAGGAAAGGAAGGACCUCCAACUAUUGA
Messenger RNA from Papaver somniferum (opium poppy), 1155 nucleotides. RefSeq lists its product as uncharacterized. Lineage: Eukaryota; Viridiplantae; Streptophyta; Magnoliopsida; Ranunculales; Papaveraceae. The record is from RefSeq and is a predicted model, not a curated record. Gene Ontology annotation, biological process: proteolysis. Gene Ontology annotation, molecular function: aspartic-type endopeptidase activity. The transcript has a single exon. Bases 1 to 1155 code for a protein of 384 amino acids.